AUGCUGCAAGAAACCCUGGCCGCGGCUCGCCAGAGAACAGAUGUGUUUGACAGUCACAGCCUCAUCGUGCAGAGCCGUCUCCGCUCCACAUCAAACAAGCCAAACGCUCAGGCGCUCGCGCUGACGAUCAAGGCGGCGGGCAGCAGCUCCACCGGCAUUGAUGGGGCAUCGAGCGACCCGGGCCCCAUUGUGCGCUCGCCAACCAAAGAAAAGAAGUCCCUCUUUACAGAUGCACUGCUGCUGCGCUCCGGCGGCGGCAACAAUAAGAGGCAGCAGGUGGGCAGUAGCGGCAGUGCAUCCAGCGAACUGGCUGCAAGCACAUCGUCUUCAUCAAUGAUGCUGGCGGCGGUCUCCGAGGACAGCGCCGGUGGUGGUGACGCCGCCUCGGCCAAUAGCCGCAAGGUAGUGGUCCCGUUCUGCGUGAGCAACUGGCAGAAUCGGAAGAAGCUCAUCGUUCCAGUGGAGCAGCGUCUUGCCCAGCAGCAGGAUGACCGACUGGACCCCGACGGCGGCAUGGGUGACGCCGUGAUGGACCUGGCGGUGGCAAUGCAGCAAGCAUCGAAGGAGGUGGCAGCGGAGCUGGCAGAGAAGGAGAGAGUGAAAGCAGAGGAGGAAGAGCGCCGGCAGGCCGCACUGGAGGCAGCGGAGGCGGAGAAGGCGCGUCAACUGCUCGAGCAGAAGGCGGCUGAGCUCGCCGCUCAUGCCCAGCGCAGGGAGACGCGGGAGCAGCGGAUGGAGCGCAUUCGCCUGGAGCGAGAGCUGCGAGAGCAAGAGAAGCUUGCGAAGCAGCAGCAACGACUGCGCGAGCGGGCCGCCACGAGGCUAAAUAUCACUGUAGAGGAUCUGGAGGCGGAUGAGCAGCUGUUACGAUCCGUGGAAGAGGCUUCUGUAUACUCCAAGAGCAGCGGCGGUGCUGCGGGCUCAGCCGACCCUACAGCGGCGCCAUUGUUCAAGGAAAAGCAAGGGGCACUCGGGGGAGUCGGCGGUCAAGCAACCGGCAAUGACGGCGAUGACGAUGGCGAUGGCACCGUGGGCGGUUACCGGAAGCCCGCCGUGCGCGGUGGCGUCUUCGCGAGUGCGGUAAUCAGUAACGAGGGCAUUCAACGUGAGAUGCAGGCACUCGCCGAAGCGGAAGGGCAGCAACCGCAGCAUCACGAUGGCAUUCGUCUGCGCGAGGACGACGAGGCGAGUGCCGGCGACGAUGACGACUAUGAUAGCAGCAGCUUCGAGCUCAACCAAUUUGUCAAGAAGAAGCAACGCUUAUGA
Messenger RNA from Leishmania braziliensis MHOM/BR/75/M2904, 1266 nucleotides. RefSeq lists its product as hypothetical. Gene Ontology annotation, biological process: mRNA splicing, via spliceosome. Lineage: Eukaryota; Euglenozoa; Kinetoplastea; Trypanosomatida; Trypanosomatidae. The transcript has a single exon. The coding region runs from base 1 to 1266 and encodes 421 amino acids. The record is from RefSeq and is a predicted model, not a curated record. Gene Ontology annotation, cellular component: spliceosomal complex.